UUCCUAAGCAUGAUGAAGUACAGUUUAUGAGCUAUUUGUGAUGUAAAUUCUUCAAUUUGCAACAGUUGAAUUGGUGUGAAAUGGUGAGUUCCCACUUUCUACUUUGAACGAGACUAAGUGGUUGGGAUGCUUACCCUUUUGUGGAAAUGUGUUUCUCAUAACUAGGCUGUCUGCUGUUGGAAGAAACCUGAAAUGAUGAUAUCGAUGCCUUUGCUUCCCCACUCACCCUCAUCACCACCACUCCCAUCAUGCCACGUGUCCUCAACACCGACACUUUCUAUUAGCCUACGGGGUUGUGGUACACCACCAGGCCUACCUACCCCAUGCAUCCUCAUGUGCAUGCAUGGUGCAUACACAUUCCCAAGAUCAUAAUAUCCAUCAUAUCAUGUGCAUCAAAACAAACUUCACCACAACUCUCAAUGUGCUUUGGGAGUUCAAGCCUCACUUCUACCACAUAUAACCCCUCUCUGCACCAAAUUAGCAUUACCACCUUCUCUUGAAUUUGUCCCUCUUUCGCUCUCACACGAAAAGUGUGUGUAUAUACAUCUUUUUGUAUGAAACAAAUGCAAGUAAGGUUUAAAAAAGAGUCUGCAAUUAUGAUUUUGACCGUAAUAUCAAGGUUUUUUUUGUGUCUGCGACCAUAGUACAACUUUAGUAGUACUAUCAAGGUUUUUGUUGUGAUUUUGACCUUAAUAUCGAGGUUUUUUAUGUGUCUGCGACCACACAACUUUAGUAGUAACAUCAAGGUUUUUGUGAUGAUGGAGAGUGGAUGGAAGGCUGAGGUUGAGAUAUCACCAAAUUGUCCAAGGUGUGGUUCUUCCAAUACCAAGUUCUGCUACUACAAUAACUACAGCUUAACUCAACCAAGGUACUUUUGCAAAGGGUGCAGAAGGUACUGGACCAAAGGAGGGUCUCUUCGGAAUGUGCCUGUUGGUGGUGGCUGCAGGAAGAACAGAAGAGGUAACAAGACCUUGCUGAGACAAUCCAUUGAUGGUUUCACUUUCAAAACUUCAUCAUCAUCACCUUGUGGGAAUGCCACAGAUCAUAAUAAUAACCCUGUUGGGCAUUCUUAUGAUCCCAGAAUAAGGACUUCUGCAGCUUCUAGCUCCUCAUCAGUGCUGAGUGAUGGACCAAAUAUUGAUCUUGCACUAGUUUAUGCAAAUUUCCUCAACCAAAACCCCAGUUCUGAAUCUGGAAUUGAGAGCAGUAAUCCAGAUCAAGUUCGAACAGCUUUUGAUCCUUCUCUGGAGAAUAAUUCAAGGCUAUCAAACACAGAUGUUUCUGAUCCUAGUACUUUGCCUGAAGAAAUUUCUCUUACUGGGUGUUUGAAUCUUCCAGAACAACCAUCCACACAUUCUGCUGAGGCUAAUAAUGGUGGCCAAAUAUGCUAUGGUGAGUUCAGAACUAUGCAGACUAUUCAAGAUGGAGUUCAGCAGUGUAGUAGUCAUGGUGGUGCUGUGAAUUUUGAGCUGCCGCCAUUACCCGGUGAAGUGGAAGCCUCACACGAUCAUCAUCAUCAUCAUAUGAUGUGGUCAUCAAAUUCUGAGAUGAUGACAUUUCAAGCCACACAACCACCACUUCUUGGACCUGAAGUUCAUGAUGCAGACUUGUUAAUAGGUAAUUGGAGCCCCUUUGAUUUGCCUUGAGAUGUUUAAGAAAAAUUAUUCUGUUCAUUUUUCAUUGCUUGCUUGUUAUGUUUAGAUUGAAUUAUUACUACUAAAUAAUAAAUUUAUAAAUGUAAACACAAAUUAAGUCUCUAUUUAGUCUACACAGUAACACUACA
Messenger RNA from Vigna radiata var. radiata (mung bean), 1783 nucleotides. Its product is annotated as dof zinc finger protein DOF3.5. Lineage: Eukaryota; Viridiplantae; Streptophyta; Magnoliopsida; Fabales; Fabaceae. The record is from RefSeq and is a predicted model, not a curated record. Gene Ontology annotation, molecular function: DNA binding; DNA-binding transcription factor activity. The transcript has a single exon. The coding region runs from base 708 to 1646 and encodes 312 amino acids. Gene Ontology annotation, biological process: regulation of DNA-templated transcription.